Lolium perenne is the source of this 1397-nucleotide messenger RNA. RefSeq names its product NAC domain-containing protein 41. The record is from RefSeq and is a predicted model, not a curated record. Lineage: Eukaryota; Viridiplantae; Streptophyta; Magnoliopsida; Poales; Poaceae. Gene Ontology annotation, molecular function: DNA binding. Gene Ontology annotation, biological process: regulation of DNA-templated transcription.
UCCGCGCCUUUUUCCGUUUCCACUCACUCCAAUCAUCAACCCCAUUCCAUCUCUCCUCUGGAAACUGGUCGCUCAUCGAUGAGCUUAUAGUUGCAACUGAACUAGAGCAGUAAUGGAGAUGCCAGCAGGGGAGGCACCGAGGCAGCUGCCGCCGGGUUUCCGUUUCCACCCCACCGACGAGGAGCUGGUGCUGCAGUAUCUCCGCCGCAAGGCCCUCUCGCGCCCGCUUCCCGCCUCCGUCAUCCCCGUCGUCCACUCCGCCUCCAUGCCCGACCCCUGGGACCUCCCUGGCGCGAAUGAUGGGGAGGCGGCAUACUUCUUCACCCUGCGGCAACCGCCGUUGAGAGGUGGUGGCGGGCGGCGGAGGAGAACGGCCAGCGGGCACUGGAAGGCCAUGGGGAAGGAGAAGCAAGUGUUCGUGCAGCUGCAGGGCCCGUCCGCCGGGUCCGGCAGCGGCAAGCGGCUGCUCGUCGGCGUCAAGACGGCACUCGCCUUCCACCGGGGUAAGGGCAAGACGCGGACCGACUGGGUCAUGCACGAGUACCGCCUCGCCGCCGCGGCCGGCGCGGCCGACCAGAAGAAGAGUCCCAGUGACUUGCAGAGUUGCGAAUGGGUCGUGUGCCGGGUCUCGCUGAAGAGCAGAGCAAGGAGGCCAUUAGCCGAUGCUGGUAGCGAGACGACCGCCGGGCACCGGGAAGAUGAUGCUGGCGAUCACCACCAGCCAUCGCCGUCGUCAAGCUGUGUCACGGACACUAGUCACGCUUCAGAUCACCAAGAAGAAGUCAGCAGCAGUACUAGCCAGUAGGAGCAUCAAAACGAUGCUAGCUCCAGCCUCCAACUGCAUGCUUAAUUCCGGCGGCGGUGGUGGCAGCAAGGCGCCAUUAAAUCGCCGUACCACGACCCGACGCUCACCGUGCACGGCCGCGUGCUCGCGGCCUCCGGGAUGUCGACGGUCCGCGCUGCGACGCACGCGUCAACGUCGGCCCGCCGCCAACAGGACAGUAACCCCGUCUGGCUGAAAUGCGAACCACGGAAAGUAGACGCCGGUGCCGCGCUGCCGAGUUCUCUCCGAAGGUGCCGGUAAUGAAGGUUCGGCUACGGCAGCCACCAGCCAGCGGCAUCGUUGGCCUCGGCGCCGAGAGGUUCCAUGUUCCGGCGUCAGGGACAUGAAGCGGCUCGUCCGCGGCGAGUUCAGCUGGAGGUGCACACGAGGUACUCGACAAAUUGAACGACAGGAAGACUACCGUGUGUGCUGACUUGUAACGGUCCCAAAUGGGCGUGAUGAUUUUGUGCCGCGUCAGAACUGACAGCGGGUCCCAACCGUUGGAAACUGACCAAUUAGAGCAUCUCCAACAAAACAAGAUGUAAACCAAAAAAAAACACUCACACAUUGGACA